Molecule: messenger RNA, 1077 nt
Organism: Alternaria arbusti
Lineage: Eukaryota; Fungi; Ascomycota; Dothideomycetes; Pleosporales; Pleosporaceae
Exons: 2
Coding region: 1-1077 (358 amino acids)
Source: RefSeq, a predicted model, not a curated record
AUGCGUCUUCUGCAGAUCAACAACGAUGACGACCUCAGUCUCGUCGAAUAUUUUGGAAACGACAUUCCUCCAUAUGCCAUUCUAUCGCACACAUGGGGUGCUGACGACGAGGAGAUCUCAUUCAAGGACGUCAAAAAGAACCGUGCACGAAGCAAACCUUCCGGGUAUCGCAAGGUUCGCUUUUGUGGAGAGAUAGCUCGGAGAAACGGCAUCUUUUUCUUCUGGGUCGAUACAUGCUGCAUCAAACAGGAGAGUAGCCAGGAGGUCGGUGAGGCGAUCAACUCCAUGUAUCGAUGGUACCACGAUGCGGUCAUUUGUUACGUGUAUCUUACCGAUGUUACCGUUGGAACCGUCACGCAUGAGGGCAUAGCGUCUGUCUCAGAUUGGUCCACAGCCUUCCGAAGCAGCAGGUGGUUUACUCGGGGCUGGACACUCCAGGAACUCCUUGCGCCUGUGUAUAUUGAGUUCUACUCCAAGGACGGUUAUCGACUCGGAGAUCGGACGACACUCGUCCAACAGAUUCAAUUGAGCACUGGUAUUGCCGAGGCCGCUCUACGUGGAAGUCUGCUGUCUGAUUUCACGGUUGAAGAACGGAUUUCGUGGGCACGGGAACGCAUCACUAAGCGGGAAGAGGAUGCGGCAUACUCGUUGCUCGGGCUUUUUGGCAUCCACAUGCCCCUCAUAUAUGGAGAGGGACGGAGGAAUGCACUGAAGAGACUGCAGAGAGAGAUCGUUAGAGCUUCUAGAGAAGAGCCGCUUUCCCCAAUACUGAGCUUAUCCACCAUGGUCGCUUCCAGCGACACAACUCCGCAGCUGAAAGGUCCCAACACUUCAAGUGCCGGGCAUUCCUUGUCUCAAGUCUCAACGUCGCAUGCGGUGCCUGAUCUUCAGUUCGUGUUCAGGAUCGACGAAUUCUACUUUCCGGGAGAGGAACGUAUUAAGAGAAGAAGACGCAUGAAGGACAUUUCAGAAAAGUUGUGGAUGUGUGGUUCGAGCAUAUAUGAGAUAGCAGAGCUACCUGCUACAUUCACGCUUUAUGACAGGCAAGACGGCAAGAUCAUCUCCCUACAUCAUUGA